GUUUGUUACAACCAACCUCUGAUAAGUACUUUUAACAAUGAAAGUCGCGAUUUUGUCCUGGAUUACUUUGGCAGCGCUAAUGUGCAUCGCUGGGGCUCAAGUCCCGGGUCAACCCGAGGCCAUGGACGCCGCCAAAGGGAGUGUGGGCGCGGCGGCGGGCGCUGGCGGUCAAGUUGGAGCCCAAGGCGGCGGAGCGGCCGACGUUGCUGAAAGUGGAACUGGAGCUGGAAUGUCCGCCGGCAUUGGAGCGGGCGCCAAUGCCCAAGCCGAAGCAACUGGAGCUGGCAGACGUUAGCGCGGCACUUUCGUUUGAAAUCUCACGUGCCCUGCGCUAUUUGUUCAGGGCCUCGCACUUGUUCACUUGAAAGUUACUCCGCAGAAUCGGGGACCAAUAAGAUAAUACCGUUGAUCAAUUACAGCCGCUGGUUGUUAAGCAAGGGAAAGAAAGACGUAUAAGGUGUAUUUAAUCCAUAAAACAUGAAGAGUUUCGUUUGUCGCACUCUAUGAUUCACUGAUGGCGCCAGCUUUCAGAGAGCUCAGUGUCAUAAUUGAUUUGAAAUUGCGGGGCGUCGCCACGUAAUUGGCCGCCCAUGCACUGAAAAUCGGCUCACUUCAAUAGAAGUCAAGCACACCGAAAAACGAAUUGUUUUGGCAGCUUAAAUUCCAUUUAAUGCCUUAUUAUGAAAUACACCCCGAAAUACAUCGACUGUACGGCCGACAGGUGUAUGUGCCUUGGGGCAAAAAUAGAAAUAGAAAACUCAUCAGCGAGCGUUAAAAAUAUCAACAAAAUUUCCACAUAAAUCAAGUGAUCAAUAAAUAAAUAAAAUAUGGC
This is a messenger RNA of Drosophila ficusphila, 832 nucleotides long. RefSeq names its product glycine-rich protein 1. The record is from RefSeq and is a predicted model, not a curated record. NCBI's taxonomy places the organism in Eukaryota, Metazoa, Arthropoda, Insecta, Diptera, Drosophilidae. The transcript has 2 exons. The coding region runs from base 38 to 295 and encodes 85 amino acids.